GGUAGAGCUGAGCCCAUCCGGCUGUUGCUGGCUGAUCAAGGAGCCUCCUGGACAGAGAAGGAAGUUCAGAUCGGUGAUUGGUUUGCUGGAAAAUGUGAACUGAAGAAGACUGCAGUCUUUGGACAACUGCCUAAAUUUCAACGCGCUGACUUUGUUUUGUAUCAGAGCAAUGCCAUCUUGAGGUACCUGGGACAUGAAUACGGAAUUGCUGGUAGUACUAAAGAAGAAAGUGCAGUUAUCGACAUGGUGAAUGAUGGAGUGGAAGAUUUGAGGCAGAAAUUCAGCCGCUUUAUUUUCAUGGAAUUCGAAACUGGGAAGGAGAAAUACCUGCAGGAUCUACCUAAUCAGCUGUCACCAUUUGAAAGGAUUCUUUCUAAUAAUGCAAAUGGAACCAAAUUUGUAGUGGGAGAUAAGAUCUCAUUUGCUGACUACAAUCUCCUGGACAUGGUUCACUGUCACCUUGACCUUGAUCCAAAAUGCUUAGCUUCCUUCCCUCUCCUGUCAGCUUACAGUCAACGCCUUGACAAACGUCCAAAGCUGAGUGAAUACCUGAAAUCAGAAGCCCGCAACAAGCGUCCUAUUACCCCUAAACACAAAUGA
This is a messenger RNA of Staurois parvus, 600 nucleotides long. NCBI's taxonomy places the organism in Eukaryota, Metazoa, Chordata, Amphibia, Anura, Ranidae. The record is from the annotation of a GenBank genome assembly.